Metarhizium acridum CQMa 102 is the source of this 1761-nucleotide messenger RNA. RefSeq names its product Autophagy protein 7. The record is from RefSeq and is a predicted model, not a curated record. Gene Ontology annotation, molecular function: ubiquitin-like modifier activating enzyme activity. NCBI's taxonomy places the organism in Eukaryota, Fungi, Ascomycota, Sordariomycetes, Hypocreales, Clavicipitaceae.
AUGGCCACGCCUCUCCAGUUUGCGACGUUUACGUCGGAGAUUGAGCUACCCUUUUAUUCGGCUCUUUUUGCCUCCAAGCUCGACUAUGACAAGCUGGAUGACUCUGCGAGAAACGUGCUCGGUUUGUAUGAGUCGAGAGUUGAGGAACCACAGGCUAGUUGCAAGAUGCAGAUUCUUGGUAAUGCCCUGACCAACCAAAAGGUUGGGACGUGGCGAUAUAGCGUUGACAGUCGUCAACAUGGGUUUUUUCUCGCGAAAAAGGUUCGUGGCCAGGAGAUGCAAACCGAAGAUAUCGAAGGCUCGAACAGCAUAGGCUUUAGAUGGGAAGUCAGCACAUUGGGCAGCUUCGAGGAGGGCUUCUUCAACGACAUCCCCGAAGAGGAUCGCUACGUCGCUUUCGCCGACCCAUCCACCUACGCUGAAGGACCUGGCUGGCCACUCAGAAAUCUCCUGGUUCUCAUCCGACAGCGCUUCCGGGCGUCCAGGGCCAAGAUUCUGUGCUACAGAGACACCUGGGCCCGAAGACACGAAGCCAGGAGUGUCGUGCUCCCCAUCGAAAUGGACCCCGUGGAAACGACGGAGAUGGGAGAAAUGCCCAAGGUCACAGGGUGGGAGAGGUCGCGAAACGGAAAACUUCAAGCCCAGCAAGCCAACCUCGCAGAUUACAUGGACCCGACGAGACUGGCCGAUUCAUCCGUCGACUUGAACCUGAAGCUGAUGAAGUGGCGUCUCGCACCCGACCUUGACUUGGACCUUAUCAAGAACACAAAGUGUCUCCUGCUGGGAGCCGGAACACUGGGAGGCUACGUCUCAAGAAACUUGCUAGGCUGGGGUGUGAGGAAGGUGACAUUCGUCGACUACGGCAGGGUCUCGUACUCAAAUCCCGUACGACAACCACUAUUCGAGUUCAGCGACUGCACAAACGGCGGGCAGCCAAAGGCAGCGGCCGCAGCGGCCAUGCUAAAACGCAUCUACCCCGGUGUUGAAAGCGAAGGACAUGCUCUCUCUGUGCCAAUGCUUGGCCAUGCAUUCACAGACGAGGAGAAGACGAGGACCGACUUGGAAAGGCUCGAGGGCUUGAUUGAGGACCACGACGUCAUUUUUCUGUUGAUGGAUACCCGUGAGUCGCGUUGGCUACCGACGGUGAUAGGAAAGGCCCGAGAAAAGAUUGUCAUGAAUGCCGCUCUUGGAUUCGACUCUUAUGUCGUCAUGCGCCAUGGAGCCGAGACGAGGGAGAAGGGACAGACAUCUCUCGGCUGUUACUUUUGCAACGAUGUCGUGGCCCCAGCCGAUUCAAUGAAGGACCAGACCCUCGACCAGCAAUGUACGGUAACCCGGCCCGGCGUCGCAGCCAUCGCAUCUGCCCUCCUGGUUGAGCUGCUCACUAGUCUCCUCCAACACCCGCUCCGAAACCAAGCGCCAGCACCCCAACAUACACCAGGAAGUAUUCCCGACCGCGACCCUCCCAGCCAUCCUCUAGGUCUGGUCCCCCACCAAAUUCGCGGCUACGUAUCUACGUUCCAAAACAUUAACAUUCGGGGUCAAUCGUACGACUGCUGCAGCGCCUGUAGCCCCAAGGUGUUGGAUGCAUAUCGCACAGAGGGAUGGGGUUUCGUCAAGAGGGCAUUGCAGGAGAAGGACUACGUUGCUGAGCUGUCCGGGUUGGCGGAGGUCCAGAGGCGCGCAGAGGAGAUGGCGGCGAAUGUGGACUGGGAAGAAGAUGACGAUCUUGUAGAGGACGGGGAGGGGGAGUUACUUUGA